Hippocampus zosterae (dwarf seahorse) is the source of this 1266-nucleotide messenger RNA. RefSeq lists its product as uncharacterized. Lineage: Eukaryota; Metazoa; Chordata; Actinopteri; Syngnathiformes; Syngnathidae. The record is from RefSeq and is a predicted model, not a curated record. The coding region runs from base 115 to 948 and encodes 277 amino acids. The transcript is spliced from 7 exons.
GGAUAAAACCCUUCACUCAAAACAGGUCCAUCACUUUUUCCAUUUGACGCCUGAGAGGUGACUGAAGACCCUUGUGAAGGAUUCGGUGAGACAAUUAUCAAGAUCACGACAAAGAUGGCCAGGAUCCUGAUCGGAGUGAUAGCAGCACUUGCCUGCUUCAUGCUUGUGGAGUCCCUCACAUGCAACGAGUGCUCCUUCGGUUUGCUCGGUUUCUGCGUUUCCUCGUCCACCGUGGGUUGCAGCACCAACACCUCCCAGUGCUUCACAGGAAAAGCCACUUUUACUUCCAUCUCAUCCUUAGUGGGCUUCAACACACAAGGUUGCAUCGAGCAGGCCAAUUGCAACAUGACCACCAACGCCACCCUGCUGGGUGUGACCUACGAGGCCAAAGUGGAAUGCUGCUCCACGGACAGAUGCAACCCGGCCCAGACGAGCGGAGCCCCGUCCGUCAAGGCGACGAGCGCCGCGGCCAUUAUGGCCGCCGUCCUGUGGGGAAGCCUGCUGUGUGAUUGUGAACGCGAAUGGUUCUUCAUCUCUCCUUUUGCAAAACCUUGUGACUACGGGCCUAUCAUGAUCAACUUUUGGAAAACGGCAAUUCUGCUAACUACUACCGUAGCAGCUGUUCACUGCCUGAUCUGCCGCCAGUGCCCCGUCAGCAUAUUGGACCUAUGUCUGUUUGGCAGUGACAUCACAUGUAAUAACGCAACUCAGAGCUGCUACCGAGGAACUGCACAGUUCAAUUCUACCGGCGCGAUCAGGCUGGAAAUCCGCGGCUGCCUGGACUCAGACCUGUGCGGGGAUGUGCUGACCGGCAAUCUCUUCGGAAAUGGUUACACCGCCUCGUUUGAGUGUUGUAACACCGAUCGGUGUAACGGCGCCACGUCUGUGCAGCUCUCCCUGACAAUGGCCGUCUGCGGUGCCCUUUUUUCACUCUGGGCCAUGCAGUAGUUCUGAUGUUUUAUCGGACAAAGCAAGUAUUUUUUUAUUUUUUUGCUUACCGUUUUCCCUUUGGCCUCCUAAAUUCAAUUGUUCCAAGGAUAAGGGCUUGGGAGGAUGACACUGUAUUUCAUUGAAGAGAACUUGCAGCAAUUCUAUUUUGGGCAACAAAGAAAAGACAUGAAGGAAACGUUUAGUAGCAAUGUGGACUGAAGUCCAAUGUAAUUAUAUAAAUUGCUAUUCUGCGCGGUGUGUACAAAAAUGUACGAUAGUCCACAUGCAAUUGCCUGUCCCAUAAUAAGCAUAAUAAAUGAAGUUCGAAUGAAAAAA